AUGCACCUGCCCGGCUGCGCCCCAGCCAUGGCCGACGGCAGCUUCUCGCUCGCCGGCCACCUGCUCCGCAGCCCGGGCGGAAGCACCUCGCGGCUGCAUAGCAUCGAAGCCAUCCUGGGAUUUACCAAGGACGACGGGAUCCUCGGUUCCUUCCCGGAGGAGCGGGUCGCCCGGGGUGCGAAAGAGCGGGAUAGGAGGCCGGGCGCGCGGACCUCCUGCCCCAAGGCGCCUGCAGGAGGCGCCGAGCCCUCCACGCCGCCUGCCCCGGCACCGGCUCCCGAGUACGAAGCCCCUCGCCCCUACUGCCCCAAGGAGACAGGGGAGGCGCGGCCGAGCCCUGGGCUGCCUGUCGGACCCCCAGCCCCCAGCGACUCGAAGCUGUCAGAGGAGGAGCAGCCCAAGAAGAAGCAUCGACGGAACCGCACGACCUUCACCACAUACCAGCUGCACGAGCUGGAGCGCGCGUUCGAGAAGUCCCACUACCCCGACGUGUACAGUCGCGAGGAGCUGGCCGGCAAGGUCAACUUACCCGAGGUCCGGGUCCAGGUGUGGUUCCAGAACCGACGGGCCAAGUGGCGGCGGCAGGAGAAGCUGGAGGUGUCGUCCAUGAAGCUGCAGGACUCGCCUCUGCUCUCCUUCAGCCGCUCCCCGCCCGCCGCGGCCCUGGCGCCCCUCGGGGCGGGCCCGGGCGGCGGAGGCGGCGGGCCUGCGGGGGGCGCCCUGCCGCUCGAGUCGUGGCUCGGGCCGCCGCUGCCGGGCGGGGGCGCCACGGCGCUGCAGAGCCUGCCAGGCUUCGGGCCGCCGGCGCAGAGCCUGCCCGCCAGCUACACGCCGCCGCCUCCGCCCUUCUUGAACUCCCCGCCCCUCGGGCCCGGCCUGCAGCCCCUUGGGCCGCCGCCGCCGCCGCCGCCGCCGCCCGCCUACCCGUGCGGGCCCGGCUUCGGGGACAAGUUCCCGCUGGACGAGGCGGACCCGCGCAACAGCAGCAUCGCGGCGCUGCGCCUGAAGGCCAAGGAGCACAUCCAGGCCAUCGGGAAGCCGUGGCAGGCCCUCUAA
Globicephala melas (long-finned pilot whale) is the source of this 1056-nucleotide messenger RNA. It is a transcript of the gene RAX, whose product is annotated as retina and anterior neural fold homeobox. The record is from RefSeq and is a predicted model, not a curated record. Gene Ontology annotation, molecular function: DNA-binding transcription factor activity, RNA polymerase II-specific; RNA polymerase II cis-regulatory region sequence-specific DNA binding. Lineage: Eukaryota; Metazoa; Chordata; Mammalia; Artiodactyla; Delphinidae. Gene Ontology annotation, biological process: positive regulation of transcription by RNA polymerase II.